Messenger RNA from Caenorhabditis auriculariae, 953 nucleotides. Lineage: Eukaryota; Metazoa; Nematoda; Chromadorea; Rhabditida; Rhabditidae. The record is from the annotation of a GenBank genome assembly.
AUGUUCGGCGUUAUUUUUUUGCUGUGCGCUUUUUCCGUUUUUGGCUUUGCUGAGGCUCAGUUCUUUCCAUACGGAGGCUACGGUACGUUUCAAAAUUUGAGAUAUUCUUUAGUUUAUUCUCAUGAUGGGGUUUUAGAAAAUCUUGUUUCAAACUAGAAGCUUAUUUGCAUACCAACAAAUUCGGAAAAUUGAAGCUACAAAAGGCCGAAUAAGUGGAUGCCUGUAUGCUACUGUAUUCAAAAGCUAUCCGACUCUUUGGAAAAAUAAAGUAAAAAAGAAUUCCUAAAUCAUUUCAAAACUUUCAGCUCUUUUUUGAGCGUAGACGUACAAGUAAUAAACAGGCUCAAAACUCAAAGCUUAAACUUUUUGAAACUUGCUUUAAUGUUCAUUUUCUUUAUCUGUAGCAUAAACCAUUUUCGGCUUGAAUCGGCCGGCUGCGGCAUUGCAACUCACGUGCAAAGCGUUCGUGAUGCGUUUCUGGCGGCAAUCUAAAAAUUUUCGCAUUUCUUGAUAUAGUCCAGUUUUCCUGUUGAAGAUUACUUAUAAUAAUAUUCCGAGAAGGAGAUUCUCUGGAAUUUCAUUUUAAAAAAGAUAGGUCAAGACGACAAGAGUUUCCGAAAUGCGAUAAUUUUUGAAUUAGCGUCAAAACGCAUCGCAAAACCAUUGCAAAUGAACUGACAUAGCCGCACGUUGCCGUUCAAAGCAAAACAAACGGAUUAGAAAUAGGUUUGGCUGUCAAGACGCAGACGAAGACCGUUAAUUCAGGAAUGAUGCCUCCACCAAUGCCGCCUCCGAUGUACGGCGGUUAUCCUGGUUAUGGAAUGGGAUACGGGGGCUACGGAGGCUACGGAGGUUACGGAGGCUAUCCCCCUUACUACCGGUAUAAUCCCAUCGGAGGCGCGAUUCGUGGAGCUUUGACCGGCGCCGCCAUCGGCCUCCUUGUUGGCAAAUAA